Megalops cyprinoides (Indo-Pacific tarpon) is the source of this 3757-nucleotide messenger RNA. RefSeq names its product sine oculis binding protein homolog (Drosophila) a (gene sobpa). Bases 206 to 3031 code for a protein of 941 amino acids. Gene Ontology annotation, biological process: animal organ development. Gene Ontology annotation, cellular component: nucleus. The transcript has 9 exons. Lineage: Eukaryota; Metazoa; Chordata; Actinopteri; Elopiformes; Megalopidae. The record is from RefSeq and is a predicted model, not a curated record.
CCAACUCGCGCACAGACUGUGGAAAAUUGGAGGCAGAAGAUGGCUGACUCAACCGGGCAUCGCGCACCUUCAACGGCAUCACCAACUUCACCCAGGCUAUCCUCACGAUUGACACCCGUCGCUACACAGCUGUAAAAAAAGCAGCCCCACCGGACACCCCAUUGGGCUGCCACCACCGCAAAUAUUGACAGAAAUAAUAGAAAAAAUGGCAGAGAUGGAGAAAGAAGGCAGACCCCCAGAAAAUAAAAGAAGCAGAAAACCGGCUCACCCGGUGAAAAGGGAAAUCAACGAGGAGAUGAAGGUGCGAGUCGGGCAAGGUCAACUACAGGCAAGCGAGGCGGGGAAUCUCCAUGGCAACCCGCCCUACUCCAUGAUUGCGGUUGUUUCCGUGUCUCUCCUGCAGAGUUUUGCUGAGAACACCAUGAACGAGCUGCUGGGAUGGUACGGGUACGAUAAGGUGGAGCUCAGAGACUCUGACGACAUCGAGAUCCGGAACUACCCUGAUGGAGAGGCACGGCAGCACAUCUCUGUCCUGAAAGAAAACUCUUUGCCAAAAGCCAAGGGGCUGGAUGAUAGUGCCGGCUCCCCGACAAACGCCAACAGCUCCCACGCUGUGCCCACCCCCAGGAACGGAGUGAUGGAGUCAUCCAGCGCCCCUUCCUCCUCGUCCAGCAGUGCCAAGGAGCAUGGGAACGUCCCCAUCAUCGUGCCACUGAUCCCGCCCCCACUGAUCAAGCCACCAGCAGAGGAGGAUGUGUCCAAUGUGCAGAUCAUGUGCGCGUGGUGUCAGAAGGUGGGGGUGAAACGUUACUCCCUCAGCAUGGGCAGCGAGCUCAAGAGCUUCUGCAGCGAGAAGUGCUUUGCCGCCUGCCGCCGGGCCUACUUCAAACGCAACAAGCUGGGAUAUUUAAGGAAUUAUCCUGCGAGAGAUGACGACGGCCAUGGUGAGAAAUUGCCCCAGCACAGCUAUUCUCAGGACACGCCCAGGCUUGUCUUCAAGAUUAACAGCGAUGUUCUUGUGUGUGACUGGUGCAAGCACAUCCGCCACACCAAGGAAUACCUGGACUUUGGUGCAGGAGAGCGCAGGCUGCAGUUCUGCAGUGCCAAAUGCCUGAACCAGUACAAGAUGGACAUCUUCUACAAGGAGACCCAGGCGGCCCUGCCAGGAGGGCUGUGCGCCCAAGGGCACCCCGCCAUGGAGAGCAAGCCAGAGAGCAGCGGAGGGGUGCAGCUCCUCACCCCUGAGUCCUGGAACACCCCGCUAGGUGACCUGCGCCGGAAGGCCCCGUCUCCGGCAGGUAGCAGUGUGGCGGGGUCGGCGGCCAUCGCGGGUCCAUCGGGGUCCACUUCGGCCUCGCCCUCCGAGUCCAGCGGCGUGGUCUGCUCCUCCUCGUCCUCUGCCAAAAUCCCCACCCCGGGACCUCGGCCCCACGAUAGCCCCACGCUCCCCCCGCCUGUGCCCACCCUGCACCCGCCCAUGGGGGUCCCGCCGGGCAGCCCCCCUAUGGUGAUGACCCCCCGCGGGCCUGUGCCCCUGCCUUUCUUCAUGGAACACCAAAUGAUGCAGCAGAUCCGGCCCCCUUUCCUCAGAGCACCCCACACGCCAGGCCCCAACAGCCCCCUGCCCAAUCCCAUGAUCCCCGGCAUCGGCCCACCCCCGCCCCCACCCCCGAGAAACUUGGGGCCCCCUUCUAGCCCCAUGCACAGGCCUAUCCUCUCCCCACACAUCCACCCCCCCUCCACCCCCACCAUGCCCGGCAACCCCCCAGGCCUGAUGCCCCCUCACCCAGGCACUCACAUGCCCGGCCUGCCUUUCCCCCCGGUCAACAUGAUGCCAAACGGACACCUCCCCAUGCCACCUAUGAUGAACUUCGGGGUGCCUUCCCUCGCCCCCUUGGUGCCCCCUCCCACCCUGCUGGUCCCAUACCCCGUCAUCGUCCCUCUGCCUGUGCCCAUCCCGAUCCCCGUCCCCAUCCCAUUCAGCCCCAAGGCCUCGGGCGAUCGCCCCGGCAACGGUGACACCAUUCCAAGCGGGUCGGGGGAGGGGGGUGAGUCCAAGGACCCCGGACUGUUUUCCCCUGGCUCCUCCAGAGGGGACGGCGGGGAUUCCAAACAGGGACCCUCGAAAGCUAAUGAACUGUCCCCCGGGUUCUCCGGCCACCUGGUCACCCAGUCUCCCCCAGAACAGGACAGGACUGAUGUUGUGGAUCUGACCGUGAAGGCGGAGAGCCCGGAGAAGUCGCGCCUCUCGCUCUCUGCCCCCCCUGCUGUGCCCCAGGACGGGGUGAUAGACUUGACGCUGGGGCGGCGUUCGCGCCUGCAGCAGGUGAUCCAGAGGGCGGUGCCCAGCGUGCAGGUGAAGGCGGAGCCAGAGCCCCAGAGCGUGCUGAACCUGGCCUUCCUGGGUGACACGGGGAACGUGAGUGGCUGUGGAGGGGAGGGGGAGGAGCACAGAGACGCCGGCAGCCCCCUGGAUUCAGUCACCCUGCCUUGCGGUGACCCCGCCUACUGCGGAGCCACGCCCCCCAUGCCCGUCCCGCACCCUCCGCACCCUGCCCCUGCCCCGCCCAACAGCGCCGGGGCCGAUCCCGGCCACGCUGCCCCUUGCAAUGUCAUCGUCAACGGCACCCGGUCACCGGACGGGCCUGGCAGGAGCGUCCCGCCCUCGGAGCAGCGGCCGGACCCCGCCCGGAGAGCGACCCCGCCCGAGGAGCCGGCGGUCAGCGAGCUGGAGUCGGUGAAGGAGAACAACUGCUCGGGCAUGGAGCUGGACACAGGUAAGAAGGCCCCGUCGGAGGAGGCCGGGGGCGGUGGGGACAAACAGGACCCCAACCCGGCUGACGAGGAUCAUGCCUACGCCCUGCCCCUGCUCCCCAAGGCGGGCUGUGUCAUCCAGCCUGUGCCAAAGCCCGCGGACAAGACUGCCAUCGGCCCCUGCGGCCUGGCCACUCCGCUCACCGGCCCCGGAGCCCCGGACCUCGAGCCGCCAGUAAAGAGGAGGUGCCUGCGAAUUCGCAAUCAGAACAAAUAGAGGCAACAGCUGUGGUGAAAGACAGCGUUUCACUAACGGGGUGAAGAGAGAUGCACCAUGCCCAGUGCCACGCCCUGCCCCACUGUGGACAACACCAGCUCCCCCUCCUCCCCACUCUGCAGUCCUCUCCCAGCCAACCAGCACUUAGAAAAGCUCCACCUUGCACCACCAUUGGACAGGGAACCACUCUGUCACCUUCAUCCCAAUCACAGCACAGCCCGUUGUCCCUUCUCGGAGCAAUUUCUAGUGGGUCCUGUAAACUCCAGCCUGCUGCCUGGUUCCUCUCUCUCUCUCUCUCUCUGUCUCUCUCUCUCUCACAGAAUCCAUCAUAGUGAUGCUGGAGAUAUUCCCAUAUUCCCUCACCCCCCCCACCCACAUACACACACCCUGGAUUUCUGUGACAAAAUGACUGGAGCUCUCAGAAAUGCGUAAAUAUGGGGGUAUCAGCUAGCCUAAACACGCUCCCUCAUCCUGGGGAAAAGUAUAAUUUCUCUCUGGUCCUCUCUUACAAAGACCCAGAUUGUUCUUUAUUUCCAGCACUGUAUCUCCAGUAUGGCUUUGUGUGGACUGACCCACUCGAGGGGGACUGGGCAAAGUUGAGACUUAUGGGUUUCUAGUUUGACUGUGUGCCAAGAAAACUUGGUAAGUGUUCACUCUUCUCGGCUUUCCUUCUUAUUCCCAAUCCACCAACCCCUGCCCCCCUCCCAAACCACCAGAUCCAGGGUA